This is a messenger RNA of Protomyces lactucae-debilis, 757 nucleotides long. RefSeq names its product MED7 protein-domain-containing protein. Gene Ontology annotation, biological process: regulation of transcription by RNA polymerase II. Gene Ontology annotation, cellular component: mediator complex; core mediator complex. The record is from RefSeq and is a predicted model, not a curated record. The coding region runs from base 91 to 747 and encodes 218 amino acids. Gene Ontology annotation, molecular function: transcription coregulator activity. NCBI's taxonomy places the organism in Eukaryota, Fungi, Ascomycota, Taphrinomycetes, Taphrinales, Protomycetaceae. The transcript has a single exon.
AGCUGGGGAAGAGAUCCACAGACUCACGUGCAGAGACGACAGACGGCGACGUGCAACAGCUCAACUCAAUACCGACCAGUCAAAGGCUCGAUGGCAGACAGUGCUGGCAUCUCCUCUGCCUUUCCUCCACCUCCAGAGUCAUACAAGCUCUUCACUGAAGAAAAUCUAGCUCAGCUUGCUCAAGAUCCAGCUCAAUUGCCCGACGAGGUGCGGCAAGCUCUAGAGCCUCCUGAGGUGCCUACAGAGUCAUACACAGUCUUCGGCCAGACUUGGCAUCUGCAAGAAAAGCUACAGACAUUGAAAGAAGCUGGUGUCAAGCAGCUAUACCCAGAAAGUCUCGAUGCUGGCACAGGGAAUCCUGUACCUGAGCUACAGAAAUUGGCAAGGAGUAUCUUCAUGACCUUUCUUGAACUUGUCAAAGGGAUGAGUCACGACCCAGAGUCGUUUCCCGGUGGACUUGAACAUAUGCGUGUACUGCUGCUCAAUAUGCAUCAUCUCAUCAAUGGCUAUAGGCCCCAUCAAGCCCGUGAAACCCUUGCACUCAUGAUGGAGCAGCAAAUUCAAAGGAGACAGGAGGAGAUUGCACAUGUUGAGGCACUGAAUGUAAAGGCAAAGAGAUUGCUGUCUAUCUACGAACAAGGCGACACGUUGAUGGCAGACGAACAACAGCCGCCUCAGCGUCCUAAAAACGAUCCGGUUCUAGAGAAGAGCAUCAAGCUAUGGGCUUGCAUCUCAGAAUUGAAGUGAUGAGCGCUAU